Lacerta agilis (Sand lizard) is the source of this 5910-nucleotide messenger RNA. Its product is annotated as cat eye syndrome critical region protein 2. The record is from RefSeq and is a predicted model, not a curated record. Bases 87 to 4559 code for a protein of 1490 amino acids. Gene Ontology annotation, biological process: chromatin remodeling. Gene Ontology annotation, cellular component: CERF complex. Gene Ontology annotation, molecular function: protein binding. The transcript is spliced from 19 exons. Lineage: Eukaryota; Metazoa; Chordata; Lepidosauria; Squamata; Lacertidae.
AAAAGGAGGAGACCCCCCCCCUCCGUCUCUCUCGCGGCGGACACCGGCAGAGCAGUGGUCUCUGAGGGGCGCUGGGGAAAGGGGCGAUGUGCCCGGAGGAGGACGGUGGUUGUGGUGGUGGUGGAGGAGGAGUGGUGGUGGUCUCGGCGGCUGCUACUGCUGCUUCUGCCGCUUCAGCAGCUGCGAGCGGAGAUCCGGAGGGGACGUCCGCGGCAGCGACCGGUCUCUUGAGCGAGCUGCGCUCUUGGUGGGAAGUGCCGGCCAUCGCUCACUUCUGCUCCCUCUUUAGGACCGCUUUCCGACUGCCCGACUUCGAGAUCGAGGAACUUGAAGCAGCUCUUUACAGUGAUGAUGUGGAGUUCAUCAGUGAUCUGAUUGCCUGUCUUCUUCAGGGUUGUUACCAGCGCAGUGAUAUUACGUCUCAGACAUUUCAUGGCUACCUGGAGGACAUCAUCAACUAUCGCUGGGAACUGGAGGAAGGGAAGCCCAAUCCCUUACGAGAAUCUACUUUCCAAGAGCUACCUUUGCGUACUCGUGUGGAGAUCCUGCACCGCCUUUGUGAUUACCGACUUGAUGCUGAUGAUGUCUUUGACCUACUCAAGGGUUUGGAUGCAGAUAGCCUUCGGGUCGAACCGCUGGGUGAGGAUGGCAACGGUGCACUCUACUGGUAUUUCUAUGGCACUCGUAUGUACAAAGAGGAACCCAUGAAACCAAAUGGAGAAAUGCCUUCAGACAGGGGAUGUGGGAUACAGACAAGCACUCAAAACAUUCCUGGAAAAAUAGUAAAAAGACGAGGGCGACCUCCAAAACGAAAGAAACUACUGGAGGAGAAUCUCUUAAGAGAGAAGGCAGAAGAAAACGCACUUGUGUGUGAGUCACAGAUGAGAAAUGGUCUUCAAGGACCAGGUCAUGGAACAUGGUGGCUGCUAUGUCAGACAGAAGAGGAGUGGAGGCAGGUCACAGAGAGCUUCCGAGAGAGAACAUCUUUAAGAGAGAGGCAGCUUUACAAGCUCCUGAGUGAAGAUUUCCUGCCAGAGAUCUGCAACAUGAUUGCACAAAAGGAGAAACGUCUGCAGCGAAUGGAGUUUUCUCCUAGGUGGAUGUCUGAUCGUCAGCACAUAAAGCCAAUUAGGCAAGAGGUGACCCCUGUGGCGCUCAGCAGAAUGGAGAAGCAGAGACGGCGGGAAGAGGAGGAGGAACGUCAAAUCCUUCUGGCAGUUCAGAAGAAGGAGCAAGAACAAAUGUUGAAGGAGGAAAGGAAACGAGAAAUGGAGGAGAAAGUCAAGGCAGUGGAAGAACGAGCCAAGAGAAGGAAGCUCCGAGAAGAGCGGGCAUGGCUGCUUGCCCAGGGAAAGGAACUUCCCCCAGAGCUUUCUCAUUUGGAUCCCAGUUCACCUGCUAGGGAGGAGAGGAAGACCAAGGACCUUUUUGAAUUGGAUGAUGAGUUCACUGCCAUGUACAAAGUUCUCGAUGUAGUGAAGGCUCACAAAGACUCCUGGCCAUUCCUGGAGCCAGUUGAUGAAUCCUAUGCCCCAAAUUACUACCAAAUUGUUAAGGCUCCCAUGGAUAUAUCUAGCAUGGAGAAGAAGCUAAAUGGAGGCCAAUACUACACCAAGGAGGAAUUUGUGGGUGACAUGAAGACCAUGUUCAGAAACUGCCUUAAAUACAAUGGUGAAAAUAGUGAAUACACUAAAAUGGCUUAUAACUUAGAAAGAUGCUUCCACCGGGCAAUGAUGAAGCACUUCCCUGGAGAAGAUGGGGACACAGAUGAUGAGUUCUGGAUCAGAGAAGAUGGGAAGCGAGAGAAAAGAAGCCGUCGGACUAUACGUUCCAGCACAGGGAAUGUUUGGACUCGAUCCAGAGACUCUGAAGGACCUGGCAAGAGACAACAGCAUGUGCAAAACGGAGGAAAACUUCCACCUCACAAGGCGAAACAUAGAGUACCUACUUCUUCCUCUUCUUCCUUCUCUGCCGAGGGUCCAAGUAGCAGUUCUAUUCAUCCCUCUGGAGAAGUGGCCUCUUACAAUGGCCGAGGCUUCCUGAGCUCACACAGCUAUGGUGGAAUGCCCAGCCGUGUAUCCCAUCCAGGGCAGAUGAGACCAGCAGUGCCAGGACCAUUUGGCUCUCUGCAUGGGUCUGAUCCAGCAAAACCAUAUGGGUCACCACGAGUACCAGAACCACACCCUGGUGAGCCAGGUCAGCAGCAUCAGCACUUUGUCAUGCAGCCUACAGUUGGAUUGAAUGAUCCUAGAGGACAUCGGCUUCCUGUUCCAGAGAAGCAGGUAUGUGCAGGACCAAUGCACGUCUCCGCAAUAGGACCACAGCCUGGAUCCCUUCAACUUGGUCGGAUGACAGGUCCUCCCUCAGAUGCCAGUAUGUAUUCCCCUGCACAAUUUCAGCAAGGAUUCCCUUCUCCAAGGCACAAUGGACCCCCUACAAGAAAAUCAGAGACCUCAGAGGUUCCCCCUGGACAUGUUUACAGGCCCUAUAAGUACCUAAACCGUGCACAUCCUGCUGUGUGGAAUGGAAGCCAUGAUACAGUAAACCAGAUGACCUUGGGAGUAGACAAGCGACCCUCAAUGGGUCCACCUCGUGCUUUGAGCCACAUGAUGGACCCUCAGGUACUGAGACCACCUUUGCCACCUACCGGUAAUCAGUGGACUGAGCAAUCCAAUUUCCUACCUCAUGGAGCCCCACCCUCAGGAUAUAUCCGACAACCUGGAAAAGGCCCUGGUCAGAGAAUGCAGCAGCAGCUACCAGCCUCAUUAUUUGGUCCUCCUACACAAAUGCCAAGAGGAACCCAAGGUGGGGAUUCCAUGAUGGACAGUCCAGAGAUGAUUGCUAUGCAACAGCUGUCCUCCCGGGUAUGCCCACCUGGUGUGCCUUACCACCCCCGUCAACCUCCUCCCCCCCACUUGCCUGGACCAUUUCCACAACUGGCCCAUGUAGCAUCUAUGAACAAUCAACCUCCAAAAACAGUUUUAGGGAAUGGGAACUCUCAGGACACCAGUCAGACAGUUGAUCCAGAGAACAACCAAGUGAACCCUCCACCAGGAGUGGAAGAGAAAGCCCAGUGUAUUGGCCUUCCUGAGGGAACAUACCACAAGCUGCUACCUCAUUCCAAGCUUCCCUUGCAAAUGGAUUGCUCCAGGCAGACCCAGGAAGGGGAGGGUGUUGACUCUGGAACUAAAAAUGAUCCAAAAGCAACACAGAGCAAGAGCACAUGGCCAGCGGAGAGUAACUAUACAAGUCCAGCAGCCCAAGGAUGUGCGCAGGACAUUGUAACAGCAACAGAAAGAGGGCCUGUGCCUGAAAAUGGUACUAUAGGUGAUGGACCAUCCACUGGCACUGAAGGGAAAUCAGUGGUUGCUAAUAUAAUGGAGAAGUCUCGUUGCUCUGGGGGGAAAAAUGUGUUGGAAGCAACUGUGCCUUGCGUGGGACAGAGCACCAAUACUCCUGCUGUCAUGGAUAACAGUCCGGCAGGAGGCACAUCUGGCCAGUUUGCCCCUCUUUACAUGCCCAAUUUGGAGUAUCCAAAUUCAGCAGCACGCUAUCACAUCAAUCCAGGACUGCAGGGAUUUAAUCCUAUGAUGGGAGGGAAACCCCACCCAGUAUCCCAUUCUCAGCAUUUUUCUGCCCGAGGCUUUCAGCCUAGUAACAGUCCCCAUGGGGUUUUCCCUCGUUACCGUUCCCACCAGGGCAUGCCAUACCCUUACCAGCCUCAACCUCCUCCUUCCUAUCACCACUACCAGCAGCCUCCUUACUAUCCUUGUCCACAGGGCUAUUCAGACUGGCAGAGGCCUUUCCCUCCCCAGUCCAGUCCCACUGGUCAUCCACCUGGUCCAUCACCUCUGGCCAGGCCUCCUUUCUCAGACAGAGCGACCAUGGGCAGUGGCAUGCAGGGCUGUGAAGUGCUUACCGCUUCUUUGGCUUCCCCAAACCGAAUGGACAUGGCAAGCACCAAAGAGGUUCCCAGCAGUGGGCAAGAGCUGCCACCCGAGGCUGAUAAAACAGAUGAAUCCCAAGAGAGGUCUGAGAGUCCCAAAGAGUUUCUUGAUUUGGACAACCACAAUGCAGCCACCAAGAGACAGAGAUCAAUUGCAGCAGGAGAAUACCUGUAUAGUUCUCCACCACCCCCCAUGAGUUCUUCUGGGCUUGGGUUUGGUCCUUCUGCUUUCCCACCGCACGGUGUCAUGCUGCAGACAGGGUCACCUUAUGCGCCACGACAUCCCACCGGUCACUUCCAGUCCAGAGCUUAUGGGUCACCUGUGAAUGCUCACUUGGCACAUCUUCCAGCCACCAAUCAAGCCAAUGGUCUUGCACAUGAGGGACCUCUGUACCGCUGCCAGGAAGAGAAUGUGGGGCACUUUCAGGCCUUAAUGAUGGAACAGACAGGACGUGGAGGUGGCAUGGGGGGUCUGUCUCCAGAUAUGUAUAGAACAGCAGGAAUGCACAUGCACCAACCACAAGCCCCGUUUCUAAAGGUGCCUACCACAACACCAGCCCGGGAAGAGCCUCCAGCACAAAAAACACCAGCAUUGCCUCUGGAUCAAAGUUAGUCUAAGGCUGGAAGGAUUUGAUGGAGAUGAGAGCCACAUGAGUGGAUGAGGGCAAAGGGAAAUAUACUUUCUACACUCAUCUUCUUUACCAGAAGCAUCUCUUUCCAAGGUCUGGUGGAAUAGAGCACCUCAUAGGACUGUCGCAAAGACACAGAAGGAGCAACUCGAACUAAUGACAUAUUUCUCACCAGAGACUUAGGUUUCAUUAAGAGUUUGAAGGGGCUCUGUUUGAGGAGCUUGAAACUUUCAUGAACUGCUAAAACUCAGGUAUAUUUUUCAGGGUGAAAGACAGGAGGCUAUGGAAAGUACUUGUAUUAAUAUGUGUGUUUGGAAUGGAAUCCAGUUUACAGAUUUUUUUUUAAUCUGUUGCCUUUUAAAAGAAAAAUAUUUCUGUUGGUGAAUGUAUUGUACAUUUUUAGGACGGGAGUGGUAGGCCUCAAAUGUUGUGGGCAUAGCACUGGGAUUAUCAUAAUAUGUUUACAAUCAUGUCACAUUGAAAUCCUUCAGGAGUGCGUAGAUGCAGGAAAUAAUUGUUUUUUCUGAUUUUUUUUAAUCAACACCACCUAUUGGUUACCUGGGGCUAAGGCAUUGCCUGGCCACAGGUGUUGCUCAGGAGAAAUCAGUGUUCCUCAAUCUUGCCCUUGAAUUAUAUGCACUGCUAGUUCCUGCCACUAUUGGAACUAGGAAACCAGCAAACUGGAAUUUCCAGAAAUUUGGAAAUCUUGUUUAGAAUUGUAGCAGCCUUUUCACAAACAUUUCUGACUGGGAAUAAUAGUUACCCUGUCAUAUACCCAAACUGAGAUUAUGGGAAUAAGAAAAGAGAAUGUUGUUACAUGUAAUGCCAAUGUUUUCAAAGAUCUCUUUAAAGAUGCUAGAACUGGAGACAAAGGCCUGUGAGGAUAUUACAGAAGGGUUUCUUAUGCAGCAUCUGUGAUGCUUUCAAUGACACCUAGAAUAAAAUAAUAUGGCACUCUGAUUUGUCUUAAGUAUGUGGCUCUAGCCAGGCCUGGACACACAUUCAGAGUAUGAACAUUUUCACUAGGCGCUACUAUAUUCUGUUGAUGGAUGCCAUAGGUCUGCCCAUUUGUUUACUUGGAUUGUGCCUGGAGUGAGCUUCAAUGUAUAUCUUAAGUGCUCACUCCCUCGUCUCACUGUGUGUAGAAGUUAGUGACUGAACAGGAAAAAUUCCAUGUUUAUUUGAGCUGCUAUGUGCCCAUGGAAAGCAGAGAAAGGAGCAUGUGAGCCAAAAAUCAAUUUUCAGUCUCAUGACUAGUACAAGUAGCAAGUAAAAAAGGACCACGGCCACAUCUCCAGUGGCAGUUCCAGCUAACCUAAUACAAUUGGAGUACAC